AUGACUGAAGAAUCAAGUCUGACGUUUACAAACCCGGUCAUUCGGGGCUUCAACCCGGAUCCUACCAUCUGUGUAGUUCCCGCUACGGACUCGACCCCAACGACGUUUUUCCUUAGUACUUCGACAUUUGAGUUCUUCCCCGGAUGCGCCAUUUACAUGUCAACCAAUCUAAUUGAUUGGAAACUCAUCGGUCAUGCGCUCAAUCGUCGAAGUCAGAUUGAUAUGCGUACCGUUGAGCCUGGAGCGGGUAGUUGGGCCAGUACUUUGAGAUACCGACCUGAGGAGAAGAGAUGGUAUUUAGCGAAUGGUGUCUUCCACCGCUACCGACCAACUGUUGAUGAACGUAUCUUUCCCAGAGGAUUCUAUGUCUGGACCGACAACAUCUGGGACGACAAUGCAUGGUCUGACCCAGUAUACUUUGACAAUCCUGGUUUUGACCAAGAUCUGUUUUGGGACGAUGAUGGGAAGGUCUAUCUCUCAACAACAAUGCGCUUCGCCUGGCGAGACCCCAACUCAAAGCAGAAGGACUUUGGAAUUCACAUCUCCGAGAUUGAUAUCUCAACUGGAAGAACCCUCACCGCUCCGAAGGUCAUUCGAAAGUCUCCCCAUGGAAUUGCCGAGGGCUCUCAUAUCUUCAAGCGCGGAAACUGGUAUUAUCUCUUGACCGCUGAAGGAGGUACAGAGGCCGGUCAUCAAGAGUGGGUGUUUCGUAGCAAACAUGGCCCGUUAGGUCCGUGGGAGAGCCAGGGAAAGCCUCUUUGGUACAAUGGACCUGAUGAAGAAGUCCAGAGAACGGGACACGUUGAUAUCUUUGAAGACGGGAACGGAGACUGGUGGUCUGUCUUGCUGGGUGUUAGACCAGUACAACACCAGGGGACCUUUUUGGAACCGCAGCUAGGGCGAGAGACCUUUCUCGUCAAGGUUGAGUGGAAGGACGACUGGCCAAUCUUCAACGAUGGUCACAACAUCACACUGAAGACUGUAGGUCGAGAUCUCAUCAAGUCAGCUUCAAAGCCAAGUCUGCAAAAAUGGGAUGCCGAUCUUUCAGAAGAUGAACUGGAGUUGGGAUGGUACCAAAAGAACACCCCCAUCAAGCAAAGUUAUACUCUUACAGAAAAGCCGGGUGUGCUAAGGCUCUACGGUAACUGCUACGACUUAACAUCCCCUGAGACUCCGGCGUUGCUUCUUAGGAAACAGACUUCUUACAAUGAGGUAUUCAAAGCAAAGAUGGAGUUCAAACCUACAGUUAGAGGCCACGAAGCUGGUAUUGUGUUGUGGUGGAGCCAGCACUCUUAUGCUUCCUUAGGGGUUGUCGCUUCAGAACAGGACGACGGAAAAGUCGAGACCAGGGUCAUGUAUAAGGGAGCUGCUGGAAAUGCCAACGAGUUCAAAACUUCAGAGACAGAUCUAGAAGCUAACCUCGAAAACGUUGAGUUGGCUAUCCGUGCAUAUCCGACCAAGUAUGAGCUUUCACUCAGGGCCGGAGGGAAAGAGUCUGAGGUUUUCACUGUCGAUGCCAGUGCUUUAACAGUGAUGCCACCCCACGGAGGAUGUUUUGCUGGUACUAUGUUUGGAAUCUAUUCCUAUGGUAAGAACCAGCCCGUAUUGGAUCCAGUAGACUUUUCGGAGAUCAGCACGGAGGAGCUUGAGUAG
Messenger RNA from Fusarium proliferatum ET1, 1653 nucleotides. RefSeq lists its product as uncharacterized. Gene Ontology annotation, molecular function: hydrolase activity, hydrolyzing O-glycosyl compounds. Lineage: Eukaryota; Fungi; Ascomycota; Sordariomycetes; Hypocreales; Nectriaceae. The record is from RefSeq and is a predicted model, not a curated record. Gene Ontology annotation, biological process: carbohydrate metabolic process. The transcript has 6 exons. The coding region runs from base 1 to 1653 and encodes 550 amino acids.